Nasonia vitripennis (jewel wasp) is the source of this 869-nucleotide messenger RNA. RefSeq lists its product as uncharacterized. The transcript has 3 exons. Lineage: Eukaryota; Metazoa; Arthropoda; Insecta; Hymenoptera; Pteromalidae. The coding region runs from base 175 to 753 and encodes 192 amino acids. The record is from RefSeq and is a predicted model, not a curated record.
ACAAUACCUUUUCGCGCGUCAACCAGAAAACUUCACCUUUCUUUUCUCAAGGCGCUGCUUAACCAAAAAUUGGAAAUUGAAAAGUCAUUAUCUCGGUUUACUCGGCUAUUAUAUGAGUGUAUGCAUGUCGUAGCUCACCGAUGAAAAAAUUCCGGCCCGUUUAAAAAAGACAACAUGGCUCCGAAGAAAGGCGGCAAAAAGCGCGUGAGGAUUCAGUCGGGUCACGAAGCCAGAUUCAUCGAGAAAAUAAAUUCGCGGCGUCGUCGCAGCAACAAGUCAAAGCGCACACUCAAGUCGAGAAUCCCCCGAAAAUCGAUCCAAAAGGCCGGCAGUCGUCCGGGCAGUAAUCGGACGCACCGUCCGACGGUGUCGGAGCUGGUCUACCAGUUCCUCGAGCGCGCCUCGGACCGCGGAAUGAUGUGCAAGCAGAAAAGCAGCGCCCCCAGGCAGUUCCGCAAGCUCCAACGGCGAAAGCUCUCCCGCAAGCCCGACGCUUCGCCCGGUAAAGCGCUGGGCUUGAAAAGCUCCGCGGACGAGGAGGAGCGGAGGAGUUACGAGUUUCCGUACGAGAGCUUACCCUCGGAGGCGGGAAACAAGAGUAUAGAGAAGUGCAUAUACGAAGUUCUCUCUUUGGGCACAGUGCUGGGCUUGCUGGUACCGGUGAACAAGAAGGGAGCGGUCUUCCGCGUAUCCUCGGAUCUGGAGCUUUUCAAGAAAAAACGGGACGGCAAUCGAGCCGCUCGUAAGCGUUGAGAAUUUCCCGUGGGCAAUGGAGUGAAAUUGAAUUUUCCCGCCCCGCAGUCACAUAGCAGCGUCACGUGUGUUUGUAAAAUAGUAAAAUAAAAGCUCAUCGAUAGAGUCGCAUGGAA